This is a messenger RNA of Scleropages formosus (Asian bonytongue), 2089 nucleotides long. RefSeq names its product transmembrane protein 74 (gene tmem74). The record is from RefSeq and is a predicted model, not a curated record. The transcript has 2 exons. Bases 417 to 1238 code for a protein of 273 amino acids. NCBI's taxonomy places the organism in Eukaryota, Metazoa, Chordata, Actinopteri, Osteoglossiformes, Osteoglossidae.
CGUUUUUACAUUUUCUUCAAUUUCAUUGCCUUACAGAUGAAAAAGGGAACGCCGUGCGCUGCCAUGACUACAACGCCCAUGGUUCCGCGGCCGCGCUCGCUCCCGGUGCCUCGGUGAUGCGCGUGAUGCCGCGUGAGCGCUGGGAGUCCCGCGUCCCGGGCGAUCGCUCCGCAGUGAGUCUCCUCGUGGAGCCGGGAGGCGCCCGCAGAAACCCGGCAGAAACCCGGCAGAAACCCGGCGGAGCCCCGGCCGGAGCCGCUUCCUUUCGCUCCGCGCCGCUGGAAGGAGGAGGAGGAAGAAGAGGAGGAGGAGGAGGAGGAGGAGGAGGAGCGGCCGGGGAUGUCAGUAAGGAGAGACACAAAGAAGGGAACCCGGGAACGUCCUGACACCGCGGAGGAAACGCUCGAGACGCUUCCAUGGAGCUCCUGCGCGUGCACCGAGACAAAGCGUCCCCUCCGGGGAGCGGUCCGCCCGGGGAGGACGAGCGGGGAGCGGGGUUCAAAGGGCACGGCGAUUCGGCGCCGGACAAGGAGAUCCGAGUGUGCUGCGACGAAGAGCUGGAGACCUCCUUCGCGUACGUCGACGAGAACGUGAACCUGCGGCGGGGCCCCGCCGCCCUCGGCCUCCGGGAGCUCUCGCUGACGUCCGACGACGAGCUGGCGUCCGAGAGCUCGGGCAAGGUGGACUACGGCUUCAUCGGCGCCGUCACCUUCCUGGUGACGGGCAUCUCGCUGGUGGCCAUCUCGUACGCGGUGCCGCGGGAGGUGCGCGUGAGCCCCGACAGCGUGUCCGCCAGGGAGAUGGAGCGCCUGGAGAGGGAGAGCGCGCGGAUCGGCGCCCACCUGGACAGGUGCGUCAUCGCGGGCCUCUGCCUCCUGACGCUGGGCGGCGCCGUGCUCUCCACCUUGCUCAUGAUCUCCAUGUGGAAGGGCGAGAUGUACCGCAGGAAGGCGUUCGCCUACUCCAAGCACAAGGCCAAGCUCUACGGCUCCGUGAGCCUGCGGACGAGGUCCAGCCCGGCUCGGGCCGCGUCGCCGCUCUCCGUGGACGAGGACGGCGCUGCGUCCGCGGGCGAAAGCGCCGCCUCUCGCCAGCACCCCCCCCCGCCUGCCAGACUGAAACAUGUUCGUCCCCCGCUCUCCCCCAAGCUGAGAAUUUGCCGGAACGCUCGAGGACUCGCUCGCAGUCGGGGAGCGAUAACGUCGUCUUAUACCUCUCCGCUUCGAAGGGAUACUUAGCACUUUUGUUAGAGCUCCUUAAGUGUGACGUUUGGGGGGAAAACGUGACGGCGCCCGGGGACAGGAAGCCACGCCCCCUUUUCUCACGUCGCGUUGACGUCCAGCUCAACUCAAACUAACAGCCAUGGACAGUAACCGCUCUCUUAACCGCAGUGGGCUGCGCUUAUUUCGCUCCUGUUCCUGUUCCGCUCGGAAGGAGAAGAGGGAAAAGAAACCGCUGAGAACGUAACCAACUAACCCUAAUCAACACUGGAAGAAUUCGCAGAGACACACUGACAUGUGUUCACACUAACGCACGCAUGUAUACACAAACACCCCAGGCUGCACCAGAACUAUAUGGGCUUUAUUAUUGGGGGUGGAGCUUUUUACAUCCAGCGGGUGGCGCAGCGGUUAGAGCUGUCACCUUAUUAUCGGGUGAACCUGGGUUCGAAUCCCACCUCUUGCUGUAAGGCCCUUGAUCGUGGUCCCUGCCCUGCAUUGAUGUAGUGACUUACCCAGCUGUAGAAAUGGGUAAAUCAGUGUAAAAAGCUGAAUGUAUGACUCCAACAUUGUACAUCACUGUAAACAAAGGCAUCAUGUACAUAAGCGGUAAAAUUUCAAAGUCAUUGCAGGGUUACUCAUGUUUACCGUGUCUGUCUUUUACCACAAAAUAAGUGCUUCAGAUGUGCUGCUUUUCUCAGGAAUUCCUUCUGCCGGGAAACACAAUCCCGCCUGCAGCACCGGGCCACCCAGGAGGCUCUCGCACCUCUUCACUCGGGGGGGGGACGCGUCGGGGGUAGCAGGUGGCGUAACACAACUUUUGCUUUCCGGCUGAAGAACCUGGGUUCAAAUCCCAGUCGAGUUAACCUGAA